CUUAAUCAGAUCACUUGCACACGACACAACUAUAAAAAUGGCGACAUCUCUAGGCAGGAGGAAAAAUUCCUACACUCCACCUUCCUCCAUCCUUCUUCUUUCUCAUUCACACUCCAACCCCUUCUUCGACGAAUGGCGGCCUCGAGAAUGAUCUCCCGAGCGACGGCCACCCACAAGAACCCUCCCAGCUCCCACCACCACCACCACCAAGAUGCUCCCGACGACGCCGUCUUCGAGUUCGACGAACCCGACCUCCUCUGGUCCGACGAUGACGGCGCGUCCUCCGACCCGAGGAGACCUCAGCCUCGAUCCCUGAAGAAGCUGCAGAGGCGGCCGUCCGAGGCGGAGGCCCCUUCCCCUGCGGGGGCGUCGCUGCCCGUGAACAUACCGGACUGGUCGAAGAUCCUGCAGGGGGAAUACGGAGAGCACCACCGGGGGAGGGAGGCGGCCGAGGACGGCGGCAGUGACGGCGACGAGGGAGACGAGGACGGGGAUAGAGUCCCGCCGCACGAGUUCUUGGCAAGGAGGAGAGGCGCGUCGCUCUCCGUCCACGAGGGCGUCGGGAGGACGCUCAAGGGGAGAGAUCUCCGUCGCGUCCGAAAUGCCAUUUGGAAGAAAGUUGGCUUCGAAGACUAGAGAGAGAGAGAGAGAGAGAUAGGGAGAGAGUCGUUUUCCCAUCGGACUAUUUCCACUGGAAAUAUUAUUAUUACUAGUUAUAGUAUAUGCUCGGAAACAUAUACUAUCAUCGGGGAAAUUUUUGAUACAGCUGGGCCGUGUUGGAGAGCGAGAAAGACAAACCCUUUCCCUUUCUCUCUCUCUCUCUCUCUCACAUCGGCUCAAGCUUCAUUUUCCCCCAUUAGUUCUUUCUUUCUUUCUUUCAUGGAUCAAUCUGGUGUUGGGGUUUUUAAGUUUUCUGUUCUUGUUGCUCUUUUUCAAGGGAAGAAGACGACUCUCUCUCCCCUCUGCAUGUAA
Messenger RNA from Rhodamnia argentea, 972 nucleotides. RefSeq lists its product as uncharacterized. The record is from RefSeq and is a predicted model, not a curated record. Bases 133 to 636 code for a protein of 167 amino acids. The transcript has a single exon. NCBI's taxonomy places the organism in Eukaryota, Viridiplantae, Streptophyta, Magnoliopsida, Myrtales, Myrtaceae.